AUGGAGGUUGUUGAGUCGCCGUCUAAAAGACGGCCGAGGUUCCAGUAUACCCUAUUGGAAGAAUAUCCUCUGCCAUUACCAGCAGCAGAUGAAGAGGACCCCCUGGAUGUUUUGAGGACUAGGGCCUUCCGUUGGGCCGAGGACAGGAGUCAAGCAGUUGGCGAUUUCCGAUCGCCCCAAUGGACGUCUGAAGGCUAUGUCUUGGUUGGCAAGUGUAUGAAGCACGCCGAUUGCCACGCAGGCAAGGGCCGUUUCUUUAAGUUCCAUGGUGGCCAGGCAGAAAAUCUGCGAACCUACAUUCUUUCUGUUUGGACCAGUGGCGAAUGCGCAGGAGAAGAUCGUGUGCUACGUCCAACAGUGGCUUGUGGUACUGGUCCGACUCACCAGGACCGCGAGGAUGUUCUGCAGGUUGCUGACCAGCUGCUAGCGCGCAACGUGCCCUGCACCCCUACCAAUGUAUCGGCCAAGCUGAAACGCUUGAUCGAGCCAAAGCACAUCGCUGCCAUCUUGAGACAGCGAAGGAAACAGUUUGGAAGGAACACGUCGCAGUUGCAAGCCAGCGUUCCUGAGUUCGAGGCUUGGGCUGUUGCAAGCAGCAAUGACUACGAAGCAGAUCUUCGUUUUGCGCGAUAUGAGAUCCGCCCAGAGGUGCUGUGGGGCCUGCUGGUGCGUCCUUUUUGGGAGAAGCUACAGGAACUUCUUCCAGAACCCCUUCUGGAUGUGGUGAUUUGUCUUGACUUGGCAGGUGCUUGGGAGGAAGGCGGGGUUGUGCAAGAUGGAGGGAACGUAUUCUUCUGUAGGUGGACAAGGUCGUUCUGGCCACUUAUCCUGGCCAUGUGGCCGGGCAACGAGGACAACGAGGCGUACCAGGAAGUCGUGGAUGUUUUCCGCGAAGAACUUCACAGACGUGGCAUGGUGCCACCGAAGCAGCUGCACGUAGAUUGGCUGCGCGGCGCGCAACCGAGACGCCGAGGCAGGGCUGGUCGGGGACGUGGACAAGGAAGGGGCGGCAGGCGAGGGCGUGGUGUGGCGGCCGCAGAGCAGCCGUGCCCCAUGCAGCAGGGCCCGGAGCGUGCCAUUCCACCUCACCUGACUUCACCCGCUUUGUCUCAGAGUCCGGUUUUAGCGACCAUGCUCGCCUUUCAUCUCUUCUGGAAGGUCACGCUCAGGAGAAUGAGGGAGCGCUGGCCAGACCCGCAGUUUGCGAAUUACUUCUUUCAAUCAAGGAGGAGGUUUUCCAGGAACGGACUUCGUGCGUCGCAACAGACGGCGGAACAAGCCUGGCGCUGCCUGAAGCGUCAGUUGGCGCCUCACGAAGUCUGCGCCCACAUGGAUCUCAUCCAGGCCCUGAGGCGAACUGUGCAGAUUUGGUCACAGCCACUGACGGACGAGCUUGCCAAGUGCGACAAGGGUGUGAGGACUUUGAUGGCAACUCGUCGGGGGGUUCAUUUGCAGCGACCACAGACGCCGGACCCUUGGAUGCUGGCUGACGGUCAGACGAUUCGACGGCCGGGAGGGUUGCAAACCUACUUUCCCAGCAUCGGCACCAUUGUUAACAAAAGCAAAGCCCGUGGUGGCGUGUCAAUUCAGCGCUUGGAUAUGCGCAACAAGACAUUUUUGGCCAUGGCGGUGGGCAAGCCAGUAGCAGUGCCUCAGGGGCACGCGCGCAAGUUGUAUGACUUCCUGGCUCAACAGACUGAGGCGCAGCUGUUGCAGCAGUGGCAGGCCGAGGGCUUUGUUGUGGAGGCCGCGGGCGAGCCUCCCCGCAUGAGUCUCAAAGCCCUGCGCCAGGUGUCCCUUUUGAAAUGA
This is a messenger RNA of Symbiodinium natans, 1809 nucleotides long. The record is from the annotation of a GenBank genome assembly. Lineage: Eukaryota; Dinophyceae; Suessiales; Symbiodiniaceae.